CUGAGAUCGAGCAGCGAGGAGGAGAGCGAGGGACCAGCGGAGGUUUUCCCUCUCACUCGCAGGCGGUCCUCGGACACCAUGACGGGAGUCCACCGCCGACCGUUGACCCUGAACAGGUGCUGAGUUUCGAUAUUCUAAAUGCUAUAUUCUACCCAUCUAACAAAAUUCCACCAUGGAAACCUCUCCAAAUAUUACCAAAUGCACAAAGGAUGUUGUCCAAUCAGAAUGCCCUAUUCCAGAAGAGGCGGAGCUUGCAGAUGCCCUUGGCAACACAGAUCCCAACGCCAACUGGGGGGCGGAGCCUAACUUCAACCUCAACCUCACUCUGACAUCGCCAAGCAACCCCCGCCCUGCCACAGAGACCUCGAAGCUGCAUGGAGUGACCAAAAAGGAUCAUGGGAACAAAGGAGGUUGGGCAAGAGGAGCAGUUACUACGGAAACUGGCAAGUCAGCAAGUGCCCUGACGACCUGUGUGAUGUCACCAAGGGAAAGAGAUGAUCCAUCGCGACCAAAAAGCAAGAUUUCAGCUUUGUCUCGCUCACCAACAGCGGAGGCGUUGGUGAACAGCAAAGAAGAGCAAAGGUUGAAACUCCCAAACCCAAAACGUGCUCCUUCACUCAGCCCGACGUCGCACGCACACAGCAGCAUGGCAGCAAGUCCAAAACCACAAGUAACCAUAAGCAGCCCCAGAACGACCGAAAGAGUCCAAAGCGUCUCAAACCCCAAACCACAUAUUGCACUGACGACAAAGACUACCAUCAAAAUAACCAUUAACCCAAAAGGACAUAGCCACCACGAUCAGAAAGGGGAUUUAAAUGUUACCAAUCAAACCCCAACAAUUACCGCCAAACCCCAAAAACCAGACCCAGCAAGCACCAGACAUGACUUAGGAACUCAUAGUUCUGAGAUGCCCCCUGUAGGACCAAAAUCCCCAAAUCAGAGGGCUGCAACGGCACUGCACAGCACCAAGACGCGUCAACCGAGUUCUUUGAAUGCCAAACCGUCCACUCAAAGGAAGGCUUCUGGGACCAGGAACAGUAGCGCAUCAGGGUCCAAGGAAAAUCUUGAUGGUAAAGAUUUGAGCCUCAGUUCUGGAUCCAAAACCACUUACAAAUCCAGUUCAAUUUCUAAAGCCAAAACCAAGGACAGUCUGGAUUCCAAAACCUGUCCAAACUCUAGAACAGCAAUGGGGUCCAAAGAUAGCCUUUCUUCUAAAAGCGGCUCUGCUUCCAAAACAAGUUCAAGGGACAGCCUAGAUUCCAAAACUGGCUCAAAUUCUAAAGCCAGUCCCAAUAGUAAGUCCGGGAUGGGCUCCAGAGAUAGCCUUGAUUCUAAAAAUGCAACUGAAAUCAAAGCAAGCAAAACCAAUCCAGAUUCUAAGACAGUUGUGGGUUCGAAAUCUGGCGUUGGGUCAAAGGACAACCUAGAUCCUAAAACUCAGUCUUCAGACUCUAAAACCAGUUCGAAUCUCAGAACCAGUCCAAGUUUUAAACACGGCUCCCAGUUAAACCCCAGCUCUAAUUCUGAUGUCUUUUCCAGGUCUAAACCUGGUCCGACCCGUUCUUCUUCUUCUAAACCUUCUCUGGUUGCGUCUAGCUCUAAGAUGGACCUUGUUGGACCUGAUUCCCUAUUGUCCUCUGGAACUUGUCUGCAGGGUUCCAAAGACAACAACCUCAAGGCCGCAGCGAGUGGUUCUAGUUCCGAUUCUUCUAAGCCUGGACCAGUGCGGUUUAGCUCAAAGCCAGCUCUGGCAGAUUUGUCACCCUCCUCUGUCCUGUCUCCUUCACCGAGUCCAACAAGUAGCAGUCCUGGGUCUGAUCCUGGCAAAGCUCUUGGUUCUAGUCCGGCUGAACCAAACAGGGAUAUCCAGAGGAGUCCUGGUUCUGGUCCAGGCUCUGGUGUGAUUUUGGGCCUCCUGGAUCCUCUGGCCACCUCCAGCCCCAAAACCAGAUCCACCGUUGCGUUGACAAUGAUGAAAGGCUCCACGUCAGCGCCUGCGGCAGUUGCAUUAAACACCAGCAGGACAUCCGUUAAUGUCAGUCUAACUCGGGGUCUCACCUUUGAUGCUGCUGUUGACGGAGAACAUUUGAAACUGCCGGAGACCAAAGUGAGAGCUGCAGGAGAACCGGCAGUGUCCCAGGAGGCCCUGCAAGGAGCAGAUGUAACUGACAACACAGCGCGGUUGCCAGGAGAUAGGAAGAUACCGGGCACCCGGCUGAGCAAACCAAGUCAACUGGGAGAUGGAAAUGCCAUCGCCGUUGGUAGCAACAUCCCAUCGCCAAGGGCAAAUGGUGUGGAGAGGAAGAAGGAAGACAAGAAGAAGGAGAGGGGGAAACCGAAACAUGGUCCGGGGAGUUCUUCAUCUCCCCUUCCUUCAUCUUCAUCUCAGCUUUCUACUCAUCCAGCGAGCUCCAAGAGUGUAAGGGAGACCGCGACCAUGAUGAGCCCGAGUGAGAGUCUUCAUCUGCAGGAAGGGGAACGCAGAGAGGUGGGCGUCCAAGUGGAGGUGGUCGAAUGCUCCAACUGCCACAGUGGAGCGUCCUCCUCCCCGAUUGGUUCUCCCAGCUGUGAGUGCGGUAGUUUGAAUUCUCCGACCGUCCCAUCACUGUGCUGCACCCCCGCCGGGCACCCACCUUACCAGCACGUCUGCAAGAUCGACAUCGAGCUGUGCAGCCAGUUGGCGCUUCCAUCUGUUGGCGCUGAGCGGGCUAGCUCCCUCGCCGCCGGUCUGCGGACGUACAGCUUCCAGCAGAGACCCCCCCGCAUCCCUGAGCUGCAACUCGGACAAAACCAAGACGUCAGCUCGGAGAGCAUCUGGGAGGACGGGGGGCAGGAGGACGUAGCAAGGGAAGAGACGGGGAAGCCACAGGAGGUGACGUGGGACCAACAAGGAAGGACGUGGGAGGUGUACGGCGCCUCGGUGGACCUGGAGUCCCUGGGCACUGCGAUCCAGUCCCACUUGGAGUCAAAGAUUCGGGAGCAGGAGAAACAGAUCCGGACUCUGAGGAAAUCCACCUGCUCCGACGUCAGCCUCGCAGGUUAUAAGAGGAAGAAGAGGAGAGGAGGGAUUCUGGGAUGCUGCGUAAGGACGCCCAACGUGACGGACUAA
Messenger RNA from Etheostoma cragini (Arkansas darter), 3109 nucleotides. RefSeq names its product mucin-5AC. The transcript is spliced from 3 exons. Bases 173 to 3109 code for a protein of 978 amino acids. The record is from RefSeq and is a predicted model, not a curated record. Lineage: Eukaryota; Metazoa; Chordata; Actinopteri; Perciformes; Percidae.